Staurois parvus is the source of this 622-nucleotide messenger RNA. Lineage: Eukaryota; Metazoa; Chordata; Amphibia; Anura; Ranidae. The record is from the annotation of a GenBank genome assembly.
GCGCUCUCCUGCGCGCCCCGGGGGGCGCGCACCCGGCGAUCUCCGUGAUCGCUGUGUCCUACGGACACAGCUGAUCACGUGAUAUGGUAAAAGGCCAAUCACAGUGGCCUUUUACCACGUGAUCAGCGGUGUCCAAUGACACGCUGAUCAGAGGAAAAUGCAAGUGCCGGUUCUCGGCUGCACUUUCCUCACGCUGUCAGAUCCAGUGCGCCCACUAGCUCCGCCCACCUGCGCCCAGCAGUGCACCCACCUGUGCCCAGCAGUGCACCCACCUGUGCCACUCUGCAGUGCCACCUACCUGUGCCCAGAAGUGCAACCUACCUGUGCCCAGCAGUGCCACCCACCUGUGCCCACCCACCUGUGCCCACCAGUGCCACCAGUGCCUGCCCACCAGUGCGCCCACCAGUGCCAGCCAGCAGUGCUGCCAGUCAGUGCCACCAGUCAGUGCCCAGGGGUUGUGCCAGUCAGUGCCGCCAGUCAGUGCCCAGGAGUUGUGCCAGUCAGUGCCGCCAUCAGUGCCGUCUAUCAGUACCCAUCAUCAGUGUCACCUAUCAGUGCCGCCUAUCAGUGCUGCAUAUUAGUGCCGCCUAUCCGUGACACCUCAUUAGUGCUGUCUAUCAGU